Molecule: messenger RNA, 3526 nt
Organism: Ictidomys tridecemlineatus (thirteen-lined ground squirrel)
Lineage: Eukaryota; Metazoa; Chordata; Mammalia; Rodentia; Sciuridae
Source: RefSeq, a predicted model, not a curated record
AUGAUAGAACGAGGAUUGAUCCCCCCAACAGCAAAGAUUACCUUCAAGAAUCCACCCAUUAGGCCCAAAGCAGCUCCUCUGCACAGUUUUGAUGAAUCGCAUAAGAUUCCAAUCUCCGCCCCCUUCUCUGAACCUCAGAAACCACCGCCGGCUCCAGCAGAAGUAGAGGUGUCUCACAAGAAACAAAAAUUAAAGGCAAAAGGCAGAAGGUCAAAAGGACAUCUUGAUAAGAAGGGCAUGAAAGUCACCCCACCUUCUAAAGGUCAGAAAUUACCAUGGGAUUAUGACCUUUGUAUUUAUGAUGGCUUCAUAGACAAGACAGCCCCAGACUUCAUAGCAUUCAAAGAGCAUUUUAACUCAGCUUGGGGGAGUAUUUUUUCUCUCUUGGAACAUAUCGAGAAGUUUCUCAGGGACUAUGCAAUACCAGAAGUCAAAAUCAAAGGGAAGAACUUGCUGGCCCUCCUUCCAGAGUUUGAGCUGAAUAAUAAACUUACCCGAUACAACCUGCUCUCACUGCUGGAGAACCCAGUUCACGUCCAAAUGCUGUUAAAUCGCCCAGGACAGAGGUUCAAGGGCCAAGGUGGGAAGGCAGAAGCCGCCGUCAAGAUCCAAGCUACAUGGAAAUGCUACAAAGCAAGAAAAUACUUCCUUGUUUACCGUCAGCAGAAGUGGGCGUCGGGUGUGAUCGCCCUUGCUUGGCUUUUACGUUGCCAUAAGACCCGAGUGAAGAAGAUCCUGAAGGAAUCGCGGCAGAGACACCUGGAGAAUUUCCGAAUGCGAGCCAAGCAUCUGGCAGCCAACUGGAAUCGCAUCAGGACCUCCAGGAGGACGAUUAUCCAUAUCCCAUCAUUAGGGUAUUCCCAGCAGGCUCGAGAAGGUGUCACCGACCUCAACAUACAGCAGAACAGGCAACUGGGGCGGCUGUGUGACAUCAUAGAUGUCAAUGUGAAUGUCAUCUACAUCUGCUCCCAUCAUAUGAACGACGAGUUAGUGCUGUAUUACAAUAAAAUUCUGAGUCUACAUGCAGCUGUCAAAUCAGGGAACCUUGAGGACAGAAGUGACCUGCAGGACAGGUUCAAAAUUAUCACCCCUGAAGCUGUAAACUUCUUCCCUAAGCAUCACAUGUGCUUGGCCACUCACCUGAUGUACAGUCCCAAGGCAAUCAAAAGAAUAAAGCACCUCAUCCAGGGAAGAGAGGCCUACAUCGUGGGCGGGUUCCUCCACAGAGAUGACUUGGCCGUGGCUGACAUGUUAGAUGUGCCCAUCUUGGGCACAGAGCCUGAGCUCGUCCACCUUUACAGCACCAAGUCCGGAAGUAAACGGAUCUUUGACAAAGCCAACGUGCCUGUCCCUCCUGGGAUAUACACCCUCUUUAAUUUUCAACAGAUGAUAGAACAGCUGAGCCAGCUGGUGACGGACCACCUGAAAAUUCAACGCUGGCUCUUUAAAAUGGACUCAGAGUUUGGAGGAAAUGGGAUGGCAUUUUGUGACAUUCCUUCCCAUCUAAAUUGCUACAAGUGGGUGUUAAAGGAGAGUAACAGAUACGGCUCUGAAGACUGGAACAAGAAGUGGGCACAGGAGCCAGCUUUGGUGAAGAUCUCUGAGGAGCUGGCGGGCAUUUUAGCACAGCACGCACAGCCAGUCAAUGAGAAACGGUUCCCGACGUGGAGGAAAUUCCUCCAAACAUUUCUCAGUCAAGGGGGCGUGAUCGAGGCCUUCCCACCUGCAGAUAGCAUCACCAACCUGACGGUGGACAUGCUGAUAGAGCCCAAUGGAGAAAUUAGGUUGCUGUCAACGGGAGACCAGCUCCAUGCCGAAAGCCCCUUCAUCUCCUCUGGGACUACCAUGCCUCAGACCUCCGUGGAUCCCCAAGUUCUCAGUUCUUUGUGUCUCCAAAUUGGAGAGGCCUGCAAGACGCGAAAUGUGAUUGGUCACUUUUCUGUAGAUCUGGUGACUUUUAUUGAUCCAACCACCUUGGAACAACAGGCCUUGUGUUGGUUUUACAUUCUGCACUCAGGCCCACGUGUUGAUAGGGGAAAGGACAGACUGAAGGGCCCUCGGAAACCCACCUGGGGCGAGGGAGGACAUGGACCUCGCAGGAAAGCAGGCAGAGGAGAGGCAGGGAGGCUGCCCUCCCACACGAACGAGGAAGAAUGAACUUGGUGGCUCCUAGCGUAGCAGGGAAAAUGAGCUAUAGCGACUGGUGACUUGUUGAUUUGAGUGUGACACAGGGAGACCUGCACACAGCAAUGAGAAGGAUCUGCUCCACCCUGAGUCCUAGUCCUUCCCUGACCAACCACCCGUUGGGACUUCUGGGAGAAAGUUCCCUCCCUUCCCUGGGCUGGCCCUGUGUUCCUGGCCAGCCUGUCCCACCCUAACUCCCCCUACGUCCCUCUCAUUCUCUCCUGUUCAUCAUAUGCCCUCUUCCACAGGGCCUUGACACGUGCUGUCCUUCUGUCUGAAAUGUUCUUGCCUCUUCAUGAUCUAAUUAGCUUGCAUUCCCAUCCGUGGUAUUCCAGCUCAGAGAUGCCUUUCCUCACUCCCUGACAGAGUCAACCCUCUGCUAUGGGCUCUCAGACCAUCGUGCACCCCUUUCGUAUCCCUUAUCUCGGUUGCAAUUUCAAACUCGUGUACAGGAUUAUCUGGUUACUAUCCAUCUCCCUUUGUAGUUGGUAAACUUUCCUGAGGCAGUUACUACGAUGUCUCCAUAAAAUGCUUAGCACUUACCUCUACUGUGGAGCAAAGUAGAUGAUGAAUAAAUGUUUGUUGAAUGAAUGAGUGAACAAAGGAGGUGUUCUAGCAGCUGCGGGAUAGGAUUGCUGCAGGUUGGUUUUGGGUGGAUGAAUGGGAUGGGAAAUAUUAACCCAAGGUUCUCUGAUUUCAUCAUACCAUGACCUCUUCUUGCCCCUGCCCAUUAAUACUUGAACACGUGAUCAUUUGUGUUACUAUUAUCCAUAGAAAAUGGGGAGAAGUGCCCAGUGGCCACUCCAAAGGGUGUUUCUACAUCAGCAAGGAAAGUAUGCUUAUUCUCUGUGUAUGAUAGAUUACUUGCAAGUCAUAGGCAUUCUCUAACCAUUUUACAAGUGACAUCACCCCAGAAAGCACCUUAAUUUCUUUUCCAACUGGGUUGCCUUGUGCUGCCUGAGAAGAGAGCGGCCCAUUAUCAGCCUCUCACUGUUGCCUGUUUAACAGAUCUUUGAAAAAAUGUUACCUUAUUUUACUCAGCUUUUCUUCCAUUACUUAUUACUGAUGAUGCACCUCUUUUCAUGUUCGUUGGACUUUUUACCUGUUUUAUUGCCUGAUUGCUUUUGCCCCUUUUCAACUGGAUGAUAAUGCAAAGGUUGAUUUAUGGAAUCAAUAUGCAUACACAUAUGUCCAUAUAUCCAAUAUACAUGGAAGCUUAUUGUAUAUAAAGCUACACGUUGCACAUUGUCAUCCGAGUGGCCACUCUUUGUCUCUGUCUCUGUCCCCACCACACACCUGUCUGCCAUGUUUUUCCAAAAUAAAAUCACUCUUUAUUCCCUUG